AUGGCUUUGAUACAUAAUUAAAAUGACUUAUAAAAUAUGUUUAGUAAGGCAGGAAAAAUAACUUCUGAAAAAUAUAUUGUAUUUCAACAUAGAGAUGAUCAUCCAGUUAAAAAAUUCAUUACUCCACAACCUAGCAAAUCUCCUGAUUCAAUUAAAAAGAAACCACUUUCUCAAUAGGAAUCACUUAAUGAAACUGAAUAAAAUCAAUUAAAACAACUUCUCAAAUUGUCCUAACCUUUUUCAAAAUAGAUUUCCAGACAAAUUGGUCAUUAUACUUAAAUUGGAAACAAUAGUAAAGCAUCCUGUGGACAAUAUCAUAUCAAAUAUAGUGAACUUGAUAAGUAAUAUCAAUAUCAUAUACUUUUAAUAGAGCAGUACAUUCAGUUCCACAUUAUGAUAAGACUUUGAAACACACUAUGCCAAUAGAAAUUCCUCCUAAACAUCAAUAAGAUUUGCCUAUAGAGUAUUAUCAACUAUUAAUUAUAAUAGUACUCCUUCCAUCAUUGAGAAACCUAAAGUUAAAUAUGAGAGUUUUGUAGAUUUACAAAGAUAGAUACCAAGGUUUGUUCAUCUCUCUAAAAUAGAGCUGACAUAUUUUCAGGAAGACCCAAUCCUCAUCCAGAUCGAUUUUAAUACUUAAAUGUAACCAAUUAAUGGAGUAAGAUACCAAGAUAACCUUAAAUUAAAUUGGAAAAAUAAUUAUCAAGAGAUCAAAUGUUGAUAUAUAAAAAGAAAGAAUUUGCACCUGAUUAUAAACCUAAUUUUGAAUAUGGCAAAAAGUAUAUUCACUUAAUUAAAUUAGAUAGUUGGGUAGUUGUGGAGCACCCUUUUACAAAUUAGAAUAAAGAAAAGAUAUUAUGACUAAGAUACCUCCUUAUACUUUUGAAAGUUACUUUGAAUAUGAUCAAUAUUCUAAAAAAUCUAAAAGUUAACUAUUCACUUCUCCAACAGCACCUAAUUUUAAAACUAUGUUAGAUAGGGAAUAUGAUUAACGUUCUUUAUUACCUAGUUUCAUGCAAGUACUAUUUAAGUAAUAAUAAUAAAGAAAUUUACUAAUACUAGAAUGGGUAUUACACAUUUAAAUUAAAAAAUGUUGGAAGUUAACAACUUUAAAGAUGGAAGAUUCUUAACAGUUACAUCAAGUUUUAUGCCAACAAUAUAAAAGUAAUCAAAAAAGAGUGUAAACAAAUCAAGUUAAAAUUAAUCUAUUGAUGAAAUUUGA
Messenger RNA from Paramecium pentaurelia, 1222 nucleotides. NCBI's taxonomy places the organism in Eukaryota, Ciliophora, Oligohymenophorea, Peniculida, Parameciidae. The record is from the annotation of a GenBank genome assembly.